This is a messenger RNA of Ctenocephalides felis (cat flea), 717 nucleotides long. RefSeq names its product NADH-ubiquinone oxidoreductase chain 4-like. NCBI's taxonomy places the organism in Eukaryota, Metazoa, Arthropoda, Insecta, Siphonaptera, Pulicidae. Gene Ontology annotation, molecular function: NADH dehydrogenase (ubiquinone) activity; ubiquinone binding. The record is from RefSeq and is a predicted model, not a curated record. Gene Ontology annotation, biological process: electron transport coupled proton transport; aerobic respiration; ATP synthesis coupled electron transport.
UUACCAAAAGCUCAUGUUGAAGCUCCUAUUGCGGGAUCAAUAAUUUUAGCGGGAGUUUUAUUAAAAUUGGGAGGGUAUGGUUUAUUACGUAUUUAUUUAUUAUUAAUUAAUUUUAUAAAGAUUAAUAGAAUUAUAAUGAGAAUUUCAAUUUAUGGAGGAAUAAUUGUAUCUUUUAUUUGUAUUAUUCAAAGAGAUAUAAAAAUUUUAAUUGCUUAUUCUUCAGUUGUUCAUAUAAGAAUAGUAUUAGGAGGAAUUUUUACCAUAAAUAUAUUAGGUAUUGUAGGUAGGUUUAUUUUAAUAAUUUCUCAUGGUUUAUGUUCUUCUGGGAUAUUUUGUCUUUCUAAUAUUAUUUAUGAACGAUCAGGAAGACGAAGAAUUUUAAUUAAUAAGGGUUUAAUAAGAUUUAUACCUUCAAUAACAUUAUUUUGAUUUUUAUUAUGUAGAUCUAAUAUAGCAGCUCCUCCCUCAUUAAAUUUAUUAGGUGAAAUUAUAUUGAUUAAUUCUAUAAUAAGUUGAUCAAUAAUAUUAAUAGUAUUAAUUAUAAUAAUUUCAUUUAUAAGAGCAAGGUAUAGACUAUAUUUAUUUGCUUAUAGUCAACAUGGAAUAAAGAAGAAUAAGAUUAUAUUCUUGUUCUUCUGGAAGGGUCGAGAAUAUUUAUUAUUAUUUUUACAUUGAUUUCCAUUAAAUUUAUUAAUUUUAAAAAGAGAUAUAUUUAUA